Molecule: messenger RNA, 964 nt
Organism: Oncorhynchus nerka (sockeye salmon)
Lineage: Eukaryota; Metazoa; Chordata; Actinopteri; Salmoniformes; Salmonidae
Product: ubiquitin-conjugating enzyme E2 variant 1
Exons: 4
Coding region: 50-529 (159 amino acids)
Biological process (GO): DNA damage tolerance; protein K63-linked ubiquitination
Cellular component (GO): nucleus
Source: RefSeq, a predicted model, not a curated record
AAAUCUCGAGCAAGCGCGUUCCCAUCUCUCCGCUCCCCUUUAACCAACCAUGGUUACGUGUGCGCUCCCGCUACUAAGCGACAAGAUGGCGGUCGCCGCCGGAUCAGGCGUUAAGGUUCCUCGUAACUUCCGGCUGCUUGAAGAGCUGGAAGAAGGUCAGAAAGGUGUGGGGGAUGGGACAGUGAGCUGGGGAUUGGAAGAUGAUGAGGACAUGACCUUAACAAGAUGGAGAGGGAUGAUCAUUGGCCCUCCUAGGACAAUCUAUGAAAAUAGGAUGUACAGUCUAAAGGUUGAAUGUGGUCCCAGAUAUCCAGAGGCACCACCGUUUGUCAGAUUUGUGACUAAGAUCAACUUGAAUGGUGUGCACAACUCCAAUGGCGUGGUUGACACACGAGCAGUGUCUGCGCUGGCCAAGUGGCAGAACUCAUACAGCAUCCGUGUGGUCCUGCAGGAGCUCAGACGACUCAUGAUGUGUAAGGAGAACAUGAAGCUCCCCCAGCCACCAGAGGGCCAGAUCUACACCAACUGAACCCAUGUUACUACUCUCCUCCUUUUCCCCCUCUUGUUUUCAGUCAUCCUUUCACCCCAUCUACCACCUCCCUCCUUUUUUCAUUCAGGUGCCUGCCAACACUCAAGCGUACAUACAUACACACACACACACAGAUAUAGGGACCUACAUGUAUGCACGUGUACAUAAACACAUAGACAUAGGAACAUACAUGUGGGCGAACGCAUAUGCUGACACACACAAACAUGCAAUCACUUCUGUAUGCGCCAUUCCUAGGCCCUGGCCCCUCCCCUCUUCCAUCACUGGAGCUCUGGUUGGCCUAAAGAAGACGAGGCAGGCGGAGUCAUCGGUCCACACCAGACCUGAUCAUUCGGAAUACUGUACAUCUUAAUCUUUUUUUUAUUAUUAUUUGUUCUAAAUGCAGAUUGUACAAUAACAUAAAUAAUCUCGAGUGUA